AAAAACACGUGCUAAAUGAGGGAUGGCCCAUAGGCCCAUUAAACUGGUUAUAUGAAGAAGACUGUAGCGACGACUCUCGCCGUGAUAAUUUCCAAGGUAACAACAACAUUCAUCAUCACCAUGAAGCUCUCUUUCUCUCUCCCUCCCAAAUCCAAAUCCAGAGUCAGGCUGAAUUCCGACAGGAAAGACGGCGUCGGUGCAGGAAAUCUCAAGGAGUUCGUCACUGAAUUCGAUCCUUCCGAAACCCUAACCUACUCCAAACCGAAAUACGUUAUACCUCCCAUUGAGGAUCGUCGGAGGCCCUACAAGAAGAACAUCGAUCUCCCGCUUCCAUCCGCUUCUGGUCUCCAAUUCGAGGCUGAGAUCACUUCUGGCGAUGGGCAUGUCUCUGAUAACAUUACGUACGGUCUGAAUCUGCGUCAGAAAGUCGAUGACGAGAAGCCAGAGCCUGUGGAGAAGUUGUUACUGAAAAGCAUGAGGAAAGAUUUGGAGUCACUCCCUGAUGCUCCGGAAUUAGAGGAUUUCGAGAGCUUUCCUGUGGAUGGCUUUGGAGAGGCGUUACUUGCUGGGUAUGGGUGGAAACCAGGCCAGGGGAUUGGUCUAAAAGCUAAAGAAGAUGUUAAGAUUGUUGAGUACAAGAAGUGGUCUGGUAAUGAAGGAUUUGGCUUCAAUAUGGAUAAAGCGAAAGAAAGUGGUAAAGAGGUGAGAACUGUCGCUGGUAGAGAUAUAGCCUUGAAGGGGAAGAUUAUAGAUGAUAAACUUGGUUCUGGAAUCCAUGAGGAAGUGAAAGUGGGUUUCAACAAGAUAGAUAAUGUUGAGAAAGAUAGAGUAGUGAGUAAACGUAGUAGAGAUACAGAGGGAGAGAGUCGCACUGAAGUUAGAGCCUGUAAGCAGAACUAUAGAGGUCAAACUAGAGAGAAGGUCUCAUGGCUUAGGAGUCAUAUAAGGGUGAGAAUAAUAAGCAAGGAUGUGAGAGGUGGGAGAUUGUAUCUUAAAAAGGCAGAGGUGACUGAUGUGGUUGGUCCAACAAGUUGUGAUGUUGCUAUGGAUGAGACGCAGGAGUUGGUUCAAGGGAUUGAUCAAGAGUUGCUUGAGACUGCAUUGCCCAGGAGAGGAGGGUCUGUGUUGGUUCUGUCUGGUAGACAUAAGGGUGUGUAUGGGAAACUGGUUGAGAAAGAUUUGGAUAAGGAAACUGGUGUGGUUUGCGAUGCAGAUAGCCAGCAGAUGCUUCAUGUUAAACUUGACCAAGUUGCCGAGUACAUUGGUGAUCCUGCUGAUAUUGGGUACUGACCCAUAUUUAACUGCAAAUCAGUGCUUGGAAAUUCAGAUGGGAGAGAGAGCUAUGGAGAUAAGUUGUUAUUUCACAUGUGUAAUGUGUAUACUCGUGAUUUUAGUGAUGAAAGCAGCAAGCGGGAGAUGCAGAGGUAUUAGCUGAGCGAGCUACAUUGCCCCUUAAUGAAUGGUACAACAACCUUUAUUAUGUACAAAGGAUUUGGAACUCUGGAUGGCUGCUUAUGUUUUGGGGAUGAAUCAGGAUAUAAGUUAAGAGAUAAGUGACUAGAGGGAACACAUUAGUUCCUAACCGAUGUCCAUUGUACUCAAAAUUGACUAGGACGUUGAUUUAAAAGUAUAAAUGGGCUAUAGGCAAUCCACAAUGGAGAUUACUUUGAUGCA
Molecule: messenger RNA, 1674 nt
Organism: Arabidopsis lyrata subsp. lyrata
Lineage: Eukaryota; Viridiplantae; Streptophyta; Magnoliopsida; Brassicales; Brassicaceae
Product: protein MOS2
Exons: 2
Coding region: 52-1290 (412 amino acids)
Biological process (GO): mRNA splicing, via spliceosome
Cellular component (GO): spliceosomal complex
Molecular function (GO): nucleic acid binding
Source: RefSeq, a predicted model, not a curated record